UCUGCAUACGUUCUUCUCGGCUUAUCAAAACAUCACGCAAAAAACAACAAUUAUUUAACUGGCAGCAUAAAAAGGCAGGUUCGUAGUUCGAGAUACGACAUGAUUAAGCUGUUUUUGUGCCUUAUGGCAGUUACCAUCGGUCACAUAUCAGCAGUGUCCUACAACUCCCCUUGCGGAAGUAUACCGUUUCGACAUCCCUAUCCACGUGAUCCCCACAACUCACCAAACCGAGUCGGCGUUGUUCCAGCCCGUCUAGUUGGAGCUACAAGUUCUGAAUCGGAAGAGUCACGCGAAGAAGGCGAAAAAUCGGUUCCUACUCCAGCUCCCUGUGAAACAACAAAAAAUCUUCUGCCAGUUUCCAUAUGCAUCCAACUGCCACCUAAUACUCCACUGACCAUGUCAAAGAGUGUUCUACAGCAAAUCAUUUACUCCUUAACGGACAAAACUAACACCAUUGAUCCGCUGAUAGAGGAAAUUCCUUCCAUCCCGUCCCAUCCUGCAGUGCUUUCUCCGCAACCAGUUCAAAAUCCCACGCCAUCAGUUUCAAGUCCACAGCAGCCAGUAUAUGGAACAGAUGUACCGCAACCACGCGUGUGUCCACUUCAGCGCCCCUAUCCGGAACCAUCCGCCAACAUCUAUCCAAUUCGCACGGCAGCCUCGGCCUAUCCAACGGACGUCUCACGCUAUGAUGAACCACCUAGACCUGCACCAGUACCAGAACCGGUAAGCCAACCACCACGUUAUCCUAGCAAUGAUCUGGCAAUCGGACAACCAGCUUUCAUGCCACCGAGUCAACCUGCACCCAGCGCUUAUUGCUUUGGUGGUCACUGCGGAUUAUCAUUGCAACCACGGUACAAUCAGUAAAAAAAAGGUUGCACUAUAUGCAACGAAACAUCAGUAUUUCAUCAAUCGUCAUUGUCAGAAAACAAAAUGCUGACAAAAUGUUCAUCGUCAUAUCUCAUGUAUGUAAUAAUUUAUUAUUUCAGUGCAGUAACUGCGAAGAGAAUUAAACAAUUUAAGAACCUUUUUUUGUUAAAUAAAAGUAUCUAUUUAAACCCUAAA
Molecule: messenger RNA, 1062 nt
Organism: Wyeomyia smithii (pitcher-plant mosquito)
Lineage: Eukaryota; Metazoa; Arthropoda; Insecta; Diptera; Culicidae
Exons: 2
Coding region: 100-864 (254 amino acids)
Source: RefSeq, a predicted model, not a curated record